AUGGUUGACCAGCAGGCCCAAGCCGCAUCAGUGAGAAAUUUGGAGUGCCAAAUGGGACAACUUGCCAGUGCCCAAAAUACUCGACCAGUUGGAGCUCUUCCAAGUGACACUGAGGCUAAUCUUAAGGCAUCUAUUAAUUCUAUUUUAUUACAGAAUGAGUCUGAAAAGCCAGAUGAAGAGGCGGUGGCUAAGCAACCCCCACCAUUAGUUGCGAGACCACCACCUUCGUUCCCUCAAAGAUUGCAGAAAGUGAAGGAUAAUGCCGCGUAUAAACAAUUUCUUGAUAUUUUGAAGCAAGUGCAAAUAAAUAUUCCACUGGUAGACAUCCCGCAAGAAGUGCCCAAAUAUGCAAAAGACAUCAAGGACAUAGUGGAAAAUAAAAGGAAGCUAACUGAAUUCGAGACUGUGGCACUCACUAAGGAAUGUAGCUCUAGAAUCCAAAGCAAGCUACCUCAGAAAUUGGAGGAUCCAGGUAUUUUCACUAUCCAAAUCUCGAUUGGUAAGCAUACAGUCGGGCAAGCUUUGUGUGAUCUUGGAGUGAGCAUCAAUCUGAUGCCGUUAUCUAUGUUCAGACAGUUGGGUUUGGGUGAGCCGCACCCAACAACGGUAAUCUUACAGUUGGCUGAUCGCUCCCUUGCUCAUACGGAAGGAGUGAUUGAAGAUGUGUUAGUUCAAGUUGGGUCUUUUAUUUUCCCUGCUGAUUUCAUUAUCUUGGACUACGAGCCUGAUCAGGAAGUCCCAUUUAUUUUGGGGCAUCCAUUAUUAUCCACAGGCCGAGCUAUUAUUGAUGUAUGCGAAUGA
This is a messenger RNA of Nicotiana tabacum (common tobacco), 801 nucleotides long. The record is from RefSeq and is a predicted model, not a curated record. Lineage: Eukaryota; Viridiplantae; Streptophyta; Magnoliopsida; Solanales; Solanaceae.